AUAAACUGAAGCAAGACCAAAGAAAGAACUUCCUGGCACUGAAGGUGGUUGGCCCAUUUGACUCAGAGCAGCCCACGACCUGGCACCGGCUGCCAUGGGCUCUGCGGGGAGCCGGCGCCUCAGGGAACCCAGCAUGGCGGGCACGCCUGACCACACCCGGGUGACACGCUUCGGCCUCGACAGUUACCAGCUGGAGGAGGAGGAGGAGGUGCUGGGGACAGCCGAGCUCCAGGGCAGUGGGGCCAGAGGACUGUCGGCCUUUAUGGACGCCGCGGUGGAGGAGCCAGUGCCCGAUGACCGCUAUCACGCAAUCUACUUCGCCAUGCUGCUGGCCGGCGUGGGCUUCCUGCUGCCCUACAACAGUUUCAUCACCGACGUGGACUAUCUGCAUCACAAGUACCCAGGGACCUCGAUCGUGUUUGACAUGAGCCUCACCUACAUCUUGGUGGCGCUGGUGGCCGUGCUCCUGAACAACGUCCUGGUGGAGAGGCUCAGCCUGCAUACCAGAAUCACCGUGGGCUACCUCUUGGCCUUGGGCCCCCUCCUCUUCAUUAGUGUCUGUGACGUGUGGCUGCAGCUCUUCUCCCACGGCCAGGCUUAUGCCGUCAACCUGGCCGCCGUGGGCACUGUGGCCCUUGGCUGCACAGUGCAGCAAUCGAGCUUCUACGGGUACACGGGGAUGCUGCCCAAGCGGUACACACAGGGGGUGAUGACUGGGGAGAGCACGGCGGGGGUGAUGGUGUCACUGAGCCGCAUCCUCACCAAGCUGCUGCUGCCGGACGAGCGAGCCAGCACGCUCAUCUUCUUCCUGGUCUCCGCGGGCCUGGAGCUGCUCUGCUUCCUGCUGCACCUGCUCGUGAGGCGCAGCCGCUUCGUGCGCUACCACACCUCGCGGCCCCGCGACGGCCGCCCGGACAGCAGGGCCGGCCCGGCCCGGGGCCCCCGCUACCGCGUGCACCACGACGUCGCCGCCGAGGACGUCCACUUCGAGCACCAAGCCCCGGGCCUGGGGGGCAGUGGGCCCCUGAAGGACAGCCCGGCCCACGAGGUGACCAGCGGGGGCGCCUACGUGCGCUUCGACGUGCCGCGGCCGCAAGCCAAGCGGAGCUGGCCCACGUUCAGAGCCCUGCUGCUGCACCGCUACGUGGUGGCCCACGUCAUCUGGGCAGACAUGCUCUCCAUCGCGGUCACCUACUUCAUCACGCUGUGCCUGUUUCCCGGGCUGGAGUCCGAGAUCCGCCACUGCGUCCUGGGCGAGUGGCUGCCCAUUCUCAUCAUGGCCAUCUUCAACCUCUCCGACUUCGUGGGCAAGAUCCUGGCAGCCCUGCCGGUGGACUGGCGGGGCCUGCACCUGCUAGCCUGCGCCUGCCUGCGCGUCGUCUUCAUCCCCCUCUUCGUGCUGUGCGUCUACCCCAGCGGUGCCCCCACCCUGCCCCACCCAGCCUGGCCCUGCGUCUUCUCUCUGCUCAUGGGGAUCAGCAAUGGCUACUUCGGCAGCGUGCCCAUGAUCCUGGCGGCCGGCCGGGUGAGCCCCAAGCAGCGAGAGCUGGCAGGGAACACCAUGACAGUGUCCUACAUGGCCGGGCUGACACUGGGCUCAGCCGUGGCCUACUUCACCUACAGCCUCACCCGGGACACCCACCACAGCUGCUCCCACCCGACAGCCACCAACAGCUCCCUCCCCUCGGGCCCCUGAGCCAGGCCCGGGGUCCCCGGGGCGUCCACCCCUGCCAAGGCCUGAGGGGACCCCUGCCCCGCCCCAGCCUGCAGUGCCUGCGGGGGCCCCCCGCCUCCUUCCCAUGCUGCCCGCUCCGGGUCAACCUUCGUCCCCCCAG
Choloepus didactylus (southern two-toed sloth) is the source of this 1835-nucleotide messenger RNA. It is a transcript of the gene SLC29A4, whose product is annotated as solute carrier family 29 member 4. The transcript is spliced from 11 exons. Gene Ontology annotation, molecular function: monoamine transmembrane transporter activity; nucleoside transmembrane transporter activity. Gene Ontology annotation, cellular component: plasma membrane. NCBI's taxonomy places the organism in Eukaryota, Metazoa, Chordata, Mammalia, Pilosa, Megalonychidae. The record is from RefSeq and is a predicted model, not a curated record. Gene Ontology annotation, biological process: nucleoside transmembrane transport. The coding region runs from base 95 to 1696 and encodes 533 amino acids.